AUGUCCUUCGAAGGCUUGCAGGAGCGCCUGACGGCCCUGCAAGAGACCACGACCCAGCUCAAGGAGCUCAUCGACAGGCUCCAAAACAUCGAAUUCCAGCCGGGUUCAGUUCCGCUCGGCGGCACGGAUGAAGAGAACAGCGUCAGCGCAGAGCUAAGCUCAGAGAUCAGCCAGAUCCUCCGGGAAGAGGAGGAUGAGCUGGAGCUCCUUGGGGAGGAGGUCGAGGACCUUAGGGAUGGCAGGCCGGGAAGCGAGGUGGAACACACGAAGACCCGUCUCAAGGAUGGCGUGGAGAGGCUGAAGCAGGAAAUCAAGAGUUCACGGGUCACUUUCCGCAAGGCGCAACUCACAGCGAGGCGUAACCUCUCUCAAGCGCAGCGCCUCGAACGCGAACUACUCAUCCAAUCCUACUCGCAGCCCGUCUCCGAAGUGUCCUCCCCAUCCCUCAGCGCGCAAAAGCCCGACGUCGUCCGCCACCGACAGGUCCACCAGACGAAUAACACGAGCUCCCUGACAGAGGAGGACAAACAGACGGUCGGCGCCAGCGGCAAUGUCACCAGCGCGCUGCGACGCACGCACGACCUCAUCGCUGCAGAGCUGGCCCGCAGCGAGUUUGCGCACCAGACGCUGACGGAGUCCUCCGCAGCGCUGGCGCAGCUCGACGACUCGUACGGUUCGCUCGACACGAUGCUGGCGAGUUCCAAGGAUCUGUUGGGUACGCUGCUCCGGUCGACGAAGAGCGAUACGUGGUAUCUCCAGACGGCGCUCUACAUGCUCAUGGCGACGGGAGCGUGGCUGCUGUUUCGGAGGUUACUGUACGGGCCGAUGUGGUGGCUGGUGUGGCUGCCAUUGCGUCUGAUUUAUAACCUCACCGUUGGCGGUGGUGGAGCGGUCAUCAAGUACGCCGGGUCCGGAAGCUCAUCGGAGGCUGUCGUGGUCAACGAGGGCAAGAUUGAUGUCGAGGGUUUGCCGGACGAGUCGUUGCCUACCAUUGAAGUCGGACGGGAGCCGCAGCGAUCGGCGGUCGGUGGAGAUCCCGAGUCGCUGGUUGAGAAGGUGGGUAAGAUUGUGGAGGAGAUGCCGGCAGAGAUCGGCGAAGAGACGACAACAGACACAGACGGGGGUGAGCCUCUGGACGGUGAGGUGAUUGUUGACCAUGUGCUCGGUGACGAGCUGAAGCAAGGGGCGCAUGAAGAAAUUAGGCAGCGAGACGAGCUCUAA
Messenger RNA from Colletotrichum orchidophilum, 1221 nucleotides. RefSeq lists its product as uncharacterized. Gene Ontology annotation, biological process: retrograde vesicle-mediated transport, Golgi to endoplasmic reticulum. The coding region runs from base 1 to 1221 and encodes 406 amino acids. The transcript has 2 exons. NCBI's taxonomy places the organism in Eukaryota, Fungi, Ascomycota, Sordariomycetes, Glomerellales, Glomerellaceae. Gene Ontology annotation, molecular function: SNAP receptor activity. The record is from RefSeq and is a predicted model, not a curated record. Gene Ontology annotation, cellular component: SNARE complex; endoplasmic reticulum.